AUGACUGCUACGUCCAAUGUUGUUCAGCCUGCUGAGCUGAAGAAGAAGCCAAUUAGCUUUUCUAAUAUCCUGCUAGGUGCUGCGUUGAAUAUGUGUGAGGCCAGCACUUUAGGUCAACCUUUGGAGGUUACAAAAACUACUAUGGCUGCCAACAGAAACUUGAGCUUCUUGCAGUCGAUCAAACACGUUUGGUCUCGUGGUGGUGUGUUUGGUUUCUACCAAGGGUUGAUCCCCUGGGCAUGGAUUGAGGCAUCUACUAAAGGUGCUGUUCUAUUAUUUGUUUCUGCCGAAGCUGAAUACCAAUUCAAAAGGGCUGGUUUAAAUAACUUUGGGGCUGGUAUUAUGGGUGGUGUUUCAGGUGGUGUUGCUCAAGCGUAUUUGACUAUGGGCUUUUGUACGUGUAUGAAGACUGUGGAAAUCACCAGAAGCAAAGCUGCUCCGGUAGCUGGUGUCCCUGUGCCAAGCUCAUGGCAAGUUUUCAAACAAAUAUUUGCAAAAGAGGGCAUAAGAGGCAUUAACAAGGGGGUUAAUGCAGUUGCCAUAAGGCAAAUGACUAACUGGGGUUCUAGGUUCGGAUUGUCCAGACUUGUUGAAGAAGCUUUUAGGAAAUUCUUCAGCAAGGGACCGGAUGAAAAGCUAACUGCAUUUGAAAAGAUAGCUGCCUCCGCUGUUGGUGGUGGUUUGAGUGCCUGGAAUCAACCGAUUGAAGUCAUCAGGGUUGAGAUGCAAUCUAAAACCGUGGAUGCUAAUAGACCUAAGAAUUUGACUGUCUCAAAAACUUUCAAAUAUAUUUAUCAAUCGAAUGGCCUGAAAGGGUUGUACCGUGGUGUGACACCAAGAAUCGGUCUUGGAGUUUGGCAAACUGUAUUUAUGGUCGGUUUUGGUGACAUGGCUAGAGAUUUUAUCCAAAAGCUAACUGGUGAAACACCUGUUGGACAUUAA
Molecule: messenger RNA, 942 nt
Organism: Eremothecium cymbalariae DBVPG#7215
Lineage: Eukaryota; Fungi; Ascomycota; Saccharomycetes; Saccharomycetales; Saccharomycetaceae
Gene: YHM2
Product: Yhm2p
Exons: 1
Coding region: 1-942 (313 amino acids)
Biological process (GO): alpha-ketoglutarate transport; mitochondrial citrate transmembrane transport
Cellular component (GO): mitochondrion
Molecular function (GO): tricarboxylate secondary active transmembrane transporter activity
Source: RefSeq, a predicted model, not a curated record